AUGGUUUACUGCGGCAAGGCUUCGAAGGGCUGCCAGAAUUGCCGGACCCGACGAAUCAAGUGCGACAGAGUUCAACCACAAUGUACACAAUGCGUACGGGUUCGCAAGACAUGUCCCGGUUAUCGAGACCCGCUCUCCCUCAUGUUCCGGGAUGAGAGCACCAAGGUGAUGCAAAAGGCCCAGGCCCAGUGGCAGUCGGAGACCUGGGAAUCGUCCAGUUCUUCGUCCUCCCCACCCGACUCAACAAGGAACCAGGAGCCGAUCCCAGAAUCUACAGCGCCCCCACCAGCCGCCGUAACAGCAAGUGAUAGUCGAAAACCGGCCGUAAGUAGGGGACUCACUCUGGAGAUUGGCCCGACUGCCGUGGACAAGGCCAUCCGGUUUUUUGUCGACCGCUAUGUCAUAGGACUCCCAGACGAGCCCAGAGCAGGCCAUGAACUUCAGGAGGUGCCGUGGGUUCACUCGCCUAGGAUGCGGGAUAUCCUGGCGGCCGUUGGGAUGGCCGGCAUGUCGAAUCUCACCGACGAUAAGGAGAUGAGCACCCUGGCGAAGCACCACUACGGACUGGCUCUACAGCGGAUGGCGGGUGCGGUGCGAUACGUGGGGAGUGUGGAAUUGGAGAUGGUCAUGCGGACCGUGGUCAUGAUGGCCAUGUAUGAGGUUAUUGCUGGCACAGAUGGACCAGCCAGAAGCAUACACGUCAUGGGAGCCGCCGCUAUCUUGAGAAAUGCACUCCCCGCACCACAAUUACCGUCCGAGGGGCCCCGCGCCCUUCUACAACUAUGCUUUUCCACGCUGUCUUCGAAACAGAGUUCGACCCAGCACUCCUCUUCAGAACCCAACGUCCUGAUCCCCACCCAUAUUGACUCGCAAUGCGACCCGCUACCGCCAGCCCUUUUCGGCUGGAUAGCCGCCAUCGACCAGAUGGCUUCCGAUGAAGACAAACCCUCCGCCAAACUCGUCAAGAUCAUCGCCCGCUUCGUCCAACUCUCCACCGGCCUCCGCAGCCAUCGUUUCCUCGACGGCCACCCCAAAACAGCCGACACAAUCCGCGAAGCCCUCGACAUCAACCUAUCCCUCAAAUCCUGGGCCCAACAACAAGACAACACCCCCUGGGCCUUCACCGAAGAGCACAUCGAUCCCCCCUUCUUUCCCCCCGGCACCGUCUUCGAUAACUCCUACCACAUCUACACCAACACCUACAUCGCCCGCGCCUGGAACCACUACCGCUGGACGCACAUCCUCACCAACCAACUCCUCCUCGAAGCCGCUACCCGCUUCCCCAUCACAUCCACCACCCUCCUGCCCCCGUCCCACCAACACCUCGCCCGCGACCUGAUCACCCACCUCGCGCGUGACACUUUAGUCUCCGUCCCAACCCACUACCGCCACCCGAAACUAGAGCCAAAACACUGGGAUUGCUUCGACAAGACCAACCCCGGCGCGGUGCUGGGGCUACCGGGGGUGCCGACGGUGUUGUUCCAGGUGAAAGUAGCGGCGUGCGCGCCGGGGGUUUGUAGGAGGUAUCGGGAGUGGGCGCUGGAGAUGCUGGAGACGGCGUGGAGGGAUUUGGGAAUGGUGCAGGCGAGGGUGUUGGCGGGGUUUGUGAGAGAAUCGACAUUGGGAGUUAAGGAAGAGUGUGAAUAG
Molecule: messenger RNA, 1647 nt
Organism: Dichotomopilus funicola
Lineage: Eukaryota; Fungi; Ascomycota; Sordariomycetes; Sordariales; Chaetomiaceae
Product: white-opaque regulator 1
Exons: 3
Coding region: 1-1647 (548 amino acids)
Biological process (GO): regulation of DNA-templated transcription
Molecular function (GO): DNA-binding transcription factor activity, RNA polymerase II-specific; zinc ion binding
Source: RefSeq, a predicted model, not a curated record